Camelina sativa (false flax) is the source of this 957-nucleotide messenger RNA. Its product is annotated as flavin mononucleotide hydrolase 1, chloroplatic-like. Lineage: Eukaryota; Viridiplantae; Streptophyta; Magnoliopsida; Brassicales; Brassicaceae. The record is from RefSeq and is a predicted model, not a curated record.
CCUGCCCUGUGGCUCAGGCUGUGCUGUGCUGUGCCUAUCUUCGGUUCCUAUCGCGAUUCGCGUUGACGAAUUGAAUUGAAUUGAGUGAUACUAUAGUAAUGGCGGCGGCGAAGCAUACAUCGACGGACUUGUUCAAUCUGAAACCCAACAUCUGGAAGAAGAAGAAGCAGCCUGAUCGGGGUUCGGUUUCUUGCUCUCUGGGCAGCUCUGGUGAUCGGAAAAGGAAGCUUCCGAUUCUCCUCUUCGACGUCAUGGACACCAUCGUCCGUGACCCCUUUUACCACGACGUUCCUCCCUUCUUCGGAAUGCCGAUGAAGGAACUACUCGAGUGCAAGCACCCAAUGGCUUGGAUCGAUUUUGAAAAGGGUUUGAUUGAUGAGGAGGAGCUUGCAAGAAACUUCUUUAUAGAUGGGAGACACUUUGAUAUGGAAGGGCUUAAGGAUUGUAUGAGGUCAGGAUACUCUUACUUAGAUGGUAUGCAAGAGCUUCUUCAGAAUUUGUCAGCUCACAACUUCGAGAUUCAUGCUUUCACCAACUAUCCCAUCUGGUACAACAUGAUCGAAGACAAGUUAAAGCUUUCAGCCUACUUAUCAUGGACCUUUUGUUCCUGUAAUGCUGGUAAGAGAAAGCCUGAUCCAGAGUUUUAUCUCGAGGUUGUGCGACAUCUCGGAGUUGAACCUUCCCACUGUAUAUUCAUCGAUGACAGGCCAGCCAACGUCAAGUGUGCAAUUGAGAUAGGGAUGGGUGGAUUAUGUUUUGAGAAUGCAGUUUCGCUCGCUAAGGAUCUCACACAUCUAGGGAUCAACGUCUCUGUACCCAGAUUAAGAGAGAGAGUCUUUGUUGGAUUUAUAUAAAGCAACAAGAAUAGAGAGAGUGAGUCCCAUGAGACUAAGUAGUAGCGGAGAGCAGUAUGACAGUAAAAAAGGAAGCAGAUGCGAGGAAGAUGAAGGAGAGGAA